GGCAUCGCCGGGAACUCGCGCAGUGGCAUGGCUCUCCAGUGCCAGUUUGUCACGUGUUGAGUGAGGUCGCGCCGGGCACCCAUACCCCUCGCGGGCAAGAGUAAAGGUUCUUCUAUUACGAGAAAAAAAAUACGAUUUCUGAUAUCAAUUUCUUCUGUCAAUGAUUGUUAACUAAAGCUGACCUCUAUAGAUAUACGUGUAUUUUAUGACCUUCAGAAUCACGUGACUUUAACAACAGGGUCAGAAGAUUAAUUGUAAUUAGUGAAAGUUAACAAAGAUUAACAAUGGUUCUUGAGAAAGACGUGAUGCUUAUUAGAAAAUCAAGAAGAAUGUAAAAAUGGAUGAUACGGAGGAAACAGCAUGGAUGAAGAAAAAGCUUAGAUAACUCCGAGUGAAAAAAAAAAUCAGUGGAAAAAUAUAAAACAGUGAAACAAAAAGAAAAUAGACGGUGAGAUUUAGAAAUUAAAUAAAAUAAUACAAUAAUAAAAACAGCGAGAGAGCAGCAAACAAAAUAUCAAACAUUUGUACACUUGACAGAAAAAAAAUAAAUUAUGAAAUGUAUCAAAAGAGGAAAGAAAACGGUGACCCAAAGCUAAAAACAGAAAACGAGUGACCGAAAAAAAAAAAUAUAUAUAUAUAAACAAACAAACUCAAAAAUAUUUAGAACUCAAACGCUCUCUCGCAACACACAAAACCUAACCAAAACAAAAGACAAUGGAAUUUCACAAGAAAAACAGAACAGUGAUCUCUUACAUUCUUACCUUCGCGGCUCUGUUCUUCAUCCCUCCGGCGACUUCGCUUCCAGGAGUGCUGGAAGCGGGUUCCCGGAAAUGGUUCUACGGCUCGGAGGACACGGGGCAGCCCUAUCUGGCGACGGAGGAACUGAACAUGACCGCCAUCUUGGAUUACACUGUCUCCUUGCCCUGCCGUGUCUUCAACCUCAGGGACAGAACGGUAUCAUGGAUUCGCUCCCGAGACCUGACAGUACUGGCCGUGGAUAGACUCACCGUCACAACAGAUUCUAGGAUUAAAGUGAGCCACGUCGAGGAGAGCGAGGACUGGAUCCUGGAAAUCAGGGGAGUGACCAAACGCGACCAGGGGACCUACGAGUGCCAGGUCAACACGCACCCGAAGAUCUCCACGAAGAUUCACCUCAAGGUGUUGCCGCAACAAGAUCACACAUCUAUCCUUGAUAUUCCGAUUUCUGACACCGGAGUUGUGAACGACCCCGAAGACGAGUCUGGCGUCGGGCACGAGCUACGCGUGCGCGUGCUCGGGCAGCGUCGGUUGCUCGUGGCAGAAAGCGCACUUCUGCAGUUAGUGUGCGAGGCGACGGGACGCCAACUGGCCCAGCGGCGUCACGAGGCGCCGCUCGUCACCUGGACACUCGACGGGUUCCCCGUCACGUCGCAGUGGCCGCAGGACAAGGUGUUGGUGAGAGAAUCAUGGGCAGGCAUGAGCCUCGAAUCCGAACUGCAAGUCACGGGCGUGGCAUUCGGAGACGGAGGGGUAUACGCCUGCAACAUCCCAGGGGCAUCGCCAGACCACGUCACCGUGACCAUAGUACCCACACACACAGUGGGAGUAACAUCCAAGUUGGCCGACUCAGGUUUUGAGGAAGACAAAGAAGAAGAAGAAGAAACUGAAGACGACACAGGGUCAGUGGCAUCAGCAAGCCGGGCGGCAGUACUUAGCGGGGCUAUAAUUCUCGUCCUCCUGCUUAUUCAGGCAGCCCUUUGCGUCUUCUACAUCAAGAAAAUUUGAGUCUCCUUUCAGAGGAGACAGUUGCGUUUUCUAUUUUGAAAGGACGUAUGUGCCGUUUUCUUUCUUGUCAUGGCGAAACAAAUCGAGCUUUCUUUCCUUGCCAAGGUGUGUUGCAAAAGAUUACAAGAAAAGUGAGAGAGAGAAAAGAGAAUGACUAUUUAUUUUUGUAUCUAAAGCUAUUGCGGGUCUCUGUGAUUCCGUUGGCAACGGGCGGAGGGAAAGAAGCAAGAUUUCAGUUUUCGCAAAUUUCGAAAAGUUGCAGGCAAAAUUUUAGAAGAAAGGCACAUUGACGGAUUUCGUAAAUAUCAUAACUAUUUUCGUAGAGUUCCUUUCUUCUCUUACAGAAAGGGGAACUACGCUGGGUUCAAAUAUGUUGCACUGAGUACGGUCUUCCAUGACACGCCAGUAACCAACACCUAACAAGUGUUAUUUCGUUGUUGUUAUUCUUUAACAAUAUUGUUUUGAUGACACAGUGUCGAGAUUAUCCAAAUAAACAAAUAAAACCACUAUCUACAAGUGUUCAAGAUUAAUUAAGUUACUACGAUAUUUCUUUUCAAUAUAAAUGGCCAUAUCUUCAUUAGCAAUUACAAUUUUCCGAAACGAGGUGUUUGUCACAGACACACUAGUUUUAUUACUAGUUGCAAUUAUAGCAUUAUAUUUACAUUAUUGUUAGUAUCUAUUGGUGUUACGAUAUUUUAUCUUUAUAAUUAUUUAUUAUGGCUAUUAGUUUUGUUAUAGAAUCAUAAACAUGUUAAGUGUCAUUAUUUAUAAUGAUACAGAUAGGUGUGUAUAUAUAAAUUACGGUUUACUAAAUUUGUAAUUGCCAUGUCUAGAUUUUUUUUUAUCAUGUACGAAUGGUUAUAUACUCAACAUUUGGCCGAUCUUUGAAAGAAACUCAAAUAUUUAGGGAGUAGUUGUAGAAAACUUGGAUUUUCUUUUGUUAAAAGUUUUAUCAUUUUUACUAUGGAUUAUGAAGGCUUUGGUGAGAGCAUAGAUAGUUUUUACUUUUCUCACACAAAGAAAAUAAAAUGGCCAUUUGCCUUUUUACAGUAAAAGUCCUAGAUUUACAUGUAACCAGUUGUUACAGGUUAUAAUAAACGAAUGCAGAAAAUGCGGUCUGCAUCUUACCUCAGUUGCUUGACACAGAGAACACGUGCAACUUUUGUUUCCUUUACGAAAAUAUCCAUUUAGUUUAGAAGAAUCAGUUGCAUUUUCUUACAGCAUAAGUUACCUGUAUUUACUAAGCCCACUCUGUUCUUUUUGCAGUAUGGACUGAACAUGCACUCACUGCAUUAGUAUAUGUUAUGAUAUGGUGAUAUUAAUCCACAAUUUUAACUUCUUUAGAGCAGACAAAAUACAUUUGUAUUAUAAAAUGAAAACCAUAUGAAAGCAAUGACAUGCACAGGCUUUCGGAAAGGAUAAGAGCUUAUUUGAAGAAAGAACAAUGUCCUGGCCACAAGGAGUACGUUUCCAAAAUUUGGGUGGUCCGGCAACAAUUCUAGAUUUUUAGUAAAAGAGCACUUGGGUUUACUUGGUUUGGAUUAAAAGGGGGCACUUUCCUCUCACAAAUUUUGAGAAGGGAAAUUUUCAAGAUUAUGACUGAAAAGCCACAUUGCUUUCCCAGCUACUGAUAAAAAUGACAGUUUCCUAGAUUUUGAAAAUAAAGGACGUUUUUCUAGAUUUUGACUAAAUGCUAAUUCUCUCAAAUUUUGUUGAAAAUGGCAUUUAAAAUAUGAAGAAACAGAACAGGGGCUCCAACACUCACCCCCCUGUGCAUGUCUCCGUGUUGCAGCUUCUAGUUAAAUCUAAAUAAAGUGUUAUAUUUUUUUGUAGAUUUGUCGAAAAAAAAAUCACUGAAGCUUAUUUUGGAUUACGGUUCUAAUCGACGUAUGUAGCCCAUCGAAGGUUUAUGAAUCAAUGGUAUUAUUAUUACUAUUAUUAUUGUUAUUUUUCAUUCAUACCCAUUUUUUUAGAGAUGAGAGAUAUUUUAUCGCAUCUCAAUGCUUUUUGGGGGAUGGUCAAAUUCAAUCUUUUUUCUAGCAUAAGGUAACAUAUUUUGAUAAAGGUGAGCCAGGAUAUUGAAAAUUAUUUUAUCAUAAUUCUAGACCCAAAAGUGGCUACAAGGAACCUCAGGUAAACUAUCUGUUUGUUCAUAAAGUUCAGGUUAAUAAAUGUUCAAAUAUUUAACCCAGUUUUUUCUAUUUUGAUUUUGUUGUAAUGCGUCACUCCGUUUCUGUGUCUGUUAUCAUCAUACCUGUAAGAAACACUGUAGCAAUUUCGAGAUGGUAUUGUUUUUGCAUCAUUUCAUUGUGGUCAUUAUCUAGAGGCAAUAAGUUUUGACUUUUUAACCAGAAGGGUUUUCAUCAGCACUUUCAAACUCAGACAUUUGUGUGUAUUAUAUAUGUGUGUGUGUGUGUGUGUGUGUGCGCGUGCGCUUGUGUAUGUGUGUGUGUGUGUGUGUGUGUGUGUUACACGAUAGAAUUAAAGCAUAAACAUAACAUCCGUUUAAAACCUUACAAGCCUGAAGAGGCCACUAAACCUUUCGGAUGUUUUAAUUUGAUAAAUUAUAUUUUAUAUAAUAUUUUAACCUAGUUAACGCGCAACUCUACCGCUAUAAUGGCGAGUUCAUUUGUUCCACUUGUUUUUGUUGUUUCACACAGCUCCUCGUAUCACACUCUAUGCAUCAAACGUUACACUUCAACGCUCUGGCAUAUAGCACUCGAAGUCACGUGGUUACCCUAAUAAAAUCAAUGGGACUCGAAACAUAUUCGAAUCACCUUGAAUCAGGUUCUUUCUCCCCGAUAGCUGAUGCUACCCCCCCCCCCCCCAUCCCCGAUUGAUAGUGCUUUUGUUAGAUAUGUUGGGAAUUAAAUGGACGUCCAUUAGAACUUUUCAUGUAUUAUCCAUAAAAUUAGAUCAUGCUGUAGAGGAUGUAGGAUAUAUCAAUGCAAUAUAAUGGUUAUUAAUCCACCCAAGAUAGAGCAAAUAUUAAGUCCACUGAAAUGUAAUAUUCCUCCACCAUUCAUUAGGAAAAAAGAACAAUGGUUAUAGCCGUCACGCGACAUGGCAGUCGACAACCUUCCAGUGAACAGUACUUUCACUCAUAUAUUUGCGUGUGUGUGUGUGUGUGUGUGUAUGUGUGUGUGUGUGUGUUAGAGAGAGAGAGAGCGAGAGAGAGAGAGGAUGAAGAGCAUACUCAUUGCACUAAUUUUAACAAUCACAGUACUUUAUUAAUUCCAAUCAUCUUGUGCGCAAAUGCAGUAAGAUAGCAUUUCCAAGAAGAUUGUUUUGUUGAUAUCAACUCUUAUUUAAAGAUGUUGAUAUUUUUUUUUUUAGUAUCCAAUAUAUAUAUUUCUUUUUUCUUUGGAAAGCCAUUUUCUUUGUAGAGUCGAUUCCUCAAGAUAAUUGUGACUCUUAUGGAUAACUCAUUCAAGAUAUAUAUAUUUAAUAACUUAUUGUCAUUAUUUGUAUCUAAUUCAUAUGUAGGUAUUUAUCCUGAUCUUUUGUCAAACCCUUAUGAAUAAAUGAAAAAUUUAU
Molecule: messenger RNA, 5301 nt
Organism: Penaeus chinensis
Lineage: Eukaryota; Metazoa; Arthropoda; Malacostraca; Decapoda; Penaeidae
Exons: 9
Coding region: 715-1764 (349 amino acids)
Biological process (GO): synapse organization
Cellular component (GO): neuron projection membrane
Source: RefSeq, a predicted model, not a curated record